Molecule: messenger RNA, 2823 nt
Organism: Rhincodon typus (whale shark)
Lineage: Eukaryota; Metazoa; Chordata; Chondrichthyes; Orectolobiformes; Rhincodontidae
Gene: rassf1
Product: Ras association domain family member 1
Exons: 7
Coding region: 370-1602 (410 amino acids)
Biological process (GO): Ras protein signal transduction
Cellular component (GO): nucleus; microtubule cytoskeleton
Source: RefSeq, a predicted model, not a curated record
CACACACACAAACAAACACACAGUCACGUUUAAAACUAAUGGGUUGCUGUAUUUCGUUGGCUGAUGGGCGGAUCCUGACACUGAGCAGAAGCUGUGCUCGGAGUUAGGGGUUGAGUUAGACAUUUGUUAGCAGCAGGAGAGGAGCUGAUGCUGGAGUGGAAUUUUAACCCGGACCAGGACUAAUCAACUUGUCUCAGCCCCUCCUGGCUUCAGUUGCGGUUCUUUUCCCUGGGAGACCCGAACGAAUAUAAGCAUGUUGACUGAAAUGUUUUCUUAUCGAAGACUUUUUGGAUCAUUUAAUUUUGAUGCCUGUCUCUGAGUUUGAGACUGAGUUUCCCUGUGCAGUAUAAACUCUCUCUUCCCCUCCCCAUGGCGGAGCUGAUCGAGCUGCGGGACUUGAGAGAGGACACGCUGAGUCCCAGCAGCCGCUCGGUGUACCGCUCGUCCGGUUUGGAGAGGACCAACGCCAUGAGGAUCAGCCCCAGGAGCCGGGCUUGCAGCGUCCAGGACAUGGGUAAGGCGGCCAGACAAGAGCGCAAGAGCCGGCAGCGGUUGCUGGUGGUGGAUCAGGAGCCGAGACUGACUGAGAGACUGGGGGAAGGACACGAUUUCAACCCUUGCACCCAGACACAGCCCAGCUGGUGUGACCUGUGCGGCGACUUCAUCUGGGGUCUAUACAAACAAAGUCUGCAGUGCGCAAAUUGUAAAUUCCGUUGUCACUACCGCUGCCGACCCCUGAUUCAGUUGGACUGUAACCGGCCAAAGACCAAGAGAUCAGAUGUCACGGAAAACACACUGGAACAAGACACAAAUGUGAUGACGUGGACCAGCACUAGCAGCAGUGGUUACUGCAGUCAAGAAGAAGACUCAGAGUUUGAACAGUUCUUCACUGCCAGGACCUCCUUCAUCAAGAAACCCAGGAAGUACAAGGAUGAGUGCAUUGAUUGGAAGAAGGAAGUUCUUUCACGAGAUGAAAUUGAACCCAAGAUUCAGGAGUACAACUCUCAGAUCAAUAACGAUCUCUUGAUGACGCUGAACAGUGACGGAACAUACACCGGGUUCAUUAAGGUUCAGCUGAAGUUGGUAAGGCCUAUCUCCGUGUCUGCGAACAUGAAGCCUCAAUCAAUCUACGACGCCAAGAAAGCCAUGGGACCGGCACACCCGCAGCCAAUAAAACGCCGCACGUCCUUCUACCUCCCGAAGGACACCGUGAAGCACUUGCACAUCAGCAGCCACACGAAGGCCAGUGAGGUGAUCAAAGCGCUGCUCAACAAGUUCAUGGUGGUGGACAAUCCCCGCAAGUUUGCCUUGUUUGAACGGGUGGAGAAAGAUGACCAAGUUUACACUCGUAAGCUUUCUGAUGACGAGCAUCCCUUAUACCUGCGACUGUUGGCUGGGCCGGAUGAGAAAAUGCUAAGCCUUGUCCUCAAGGAGAAUGAGACGGGAGAAGUGAAUUGGGAUGCCUUCACUGUGCCUGAGCUGCAGAACUUCUUGCGAAUCCUUCAGCGCGAGGAGGAGGAGCAUGUCAGACAGAUGUUUGGAAAGUAUGCCCGCUGCAAGCAAAAAAUGCAAGAGGAGCUUGCCAACCGGUCCCCGGGCUGACCUGGAUCCCAUGCCACCCCAUGACGAGAGAGAGAGAGAGAGAGAGAAAGGGUGGGACAUAAAAUACACGCGCAUGCGCACUUGUAUGAACGGUGAGAUGGUCUUAAAACCAACAUUACCUGGCCCGGCCAGUGACAGAGUGUGAACUGUGGAGAAUACGAGUUAUGAGUGGGGUUACUGCGAGUGGAGUGGGAUAUUAAGGGGGAAGGUAUACAGCCUCUUCCUGACAUUAUUAAGUGCGACUGAGAAACCGUUACUGAACGGAACUAUUAAGUGCCACGGCUGGAAAGUGCUGACCUGCAGGGCGAAGUCCCUCUGUCACAUUGACUGACGUUAUGCCAGAAGGCACCAAAAUGGACAACAGGACAGAGAGCUGAUUGUUUCGUUUUUGUUCUUUUCUUGAAGUAGAUGGCUGGUUCAUUCACUGCUUCUGCACAAGGUGGGUCAUUGGAUUGGUUGUUGUAGCAGCCUGUUUUUAAGUGUAUGCCUUGUAUUCUGGCUAACCCCUCAGGACUGAAUAACAUGUAGGAAUGAGUACGGAUGGGAGGGGUUAGCAUAUCUCAGAAUUUAACUUUAAAGACACAUCAUUUCAGAACUUGUGGAAUCCCUUCCAUCAGAAAUUUCACAAUCUUAGCCUGACUACUGGAGCAAGGUCAAUGAGCUAAGAUCGAGUUACUUACUGCAGUAAAAUUUGUAUUAUCUGGCAUGCACCAUGCAUCAGUAAUGCUGCUUAACUCAUUGAGCUUAUAGUAAAAAUCAAACAAAAACAUAAACAGAGUCUUAGAGCCUCUCCACUUGAAUUCUUUUCACUGUAUGUAUGGAGGGAAAAAUACUCCACAGACAUUUCCUUCACAAUCACCUCAGACCGAUAACGUUAGUAUUUUAUAUAGCAGCAGUGAAGCUGGGGAAGUUGGAGGGGGCGUGCUGCUGAGAACAUCGGAGAUUCUGCAGAUUCAAGAUAACCUGAAUUUUACUGUGCAUGAUGAGAAAAGCUGAGUUCUUCUGCUCCAUUCCUCCUCCAUGUUUUACCCACUCGCCCUCCUCACCUGCGCAGAACAAUGACUGAAAGCAGUGGCAAAAACCUUACAUGACAGCGAAAUGGUAAUGUUAAUGGAUUAUGAAUCAGCAGACAGGACUAAUGCUCUGGAGACGAGUUUGAAUCUAACUGCGCAAGCUGUGGGAAAUGUAAAUUUAAUAAAUAAAUCUGGAAUUAAAAAUCAA